ACGACUUGUUUUUCUGUAAAAAUCUGAAAAUAUUGAUGAAGUAAUACUGGAAAAUUCACAAUAUGCAAUUUACUCUUGAAUAAUUAAUAAAGAUGUCUAAAUCGGAGGAAGGCAUAUUGCAUUCUCUUGAAAAUUUACUUCAAAAGGAUUAUAAAGGAGUAAACAUAGCAGUAUACGCUUUGGCUACUACUGGUCUAGCAAUAUCUAUCCACAAAAUCCGUCCGUUUAGCAAGUUCUCUAAAGCGACAAAAGUUCCUGACCACUUCAUAAAGCAGCAUGAACCUCUCAAGGGUGUUUAUACAGGAGUACAACAUUCACCAGUGCGGCUUCUGAUUAACCAUAAGGCACCAGUGUACUUACCUCUCUGGCACUCCAGUAAACCUCCUCUUCCAGUUAAGCUAUGGGGUGUUGAUGUAAUGGGUGGUAAUGCAGUAAACUGGCUAGAAUGUGUAGCUAAAGGCAAAGAAGUAACACUAAAACCUAUUUUGAGAGACAAAGAUGACCUAGUAUCCAGUGUCCUACUUCAUUUGCCCAAUGCAAAGAGUAAGACAACUGAGACUCUGGAUAUAGGACAGAAGUUGGUGGAACUAGGUUUCGCCAAGGCGUCUGUGCCACAAGUUAAGAAGAAUACUUUGGAAUCACAGCUGGCACCUACAAUUUUAUCAGCUGAGGCAAGAGCGAAGAAUUAUCGCAAUGGAAUUUGGGCGGAAGCUCUCCCGCCACUCCCCCUGUACGUUGUUUACUGGCGAAAAGGUUCACAAGUUAUGAAACAUGUAGCAAUUUUAACGGCUAAAAGCUUAUUACGCCUCCUAGUUCUUCUACCAAGAGGGAUAGUAGUAGGUACCAAAAGUCUGAUUAAAAUUGCAAAACCAACCCCAAAAUCAAUUCAAACAUCAUAGAUACUAGUUUUUUGUACAUGCAUUUAGAUAUAAUAUGGAUAUGACUGGACUAAGUACCCGAGAUAGAGAUGUAUUUUUGAAUGAGUUGAGAAUAAAUUCUUGUUACUAUUGUUA
This is a messenger RNA of Aricia agestis (brown argus), 1013 nucleotides long. RefSeq lists its product as uncharacterized. The record is from RefSeq and is a predicted model, not a curated record. The coding region runs from base 93 to 899 and encodes 268 amino acids. Lineage: Eukaryota; Metazoa; Arthropoda; Insecta; Lepidoptera; Lycaenidae. The transcript is spliced from 5 exons.